Messenger RNA from Choloepus didactylus (southern two-toed sloth), 6282 nucleotides. It is a transcript of the gene SLC30A10, whose product is annotated as solute carrier family 30 member 10. Gene Ontology annotation, biological process: manganese ion transport; zinc ion transmembrane transport; detoxification of zinc ion. The coding region runs from base 315 to 1763 and encodes 482 amino acids. NCBI's taxonomy places the organism in Eukaryota, Metazoa, Chordata, Mammalia, Pilosa, Megalonychidae. The record is from RefSeq and is a predicted model, not a curated record. Gene Ontology annotation, molecular function: zinc ion transmembrane transporter activity. Gene Ontology annotation, cellular component: membrane. The transcript is spliced from 4 exons.
GGGGGAAGAGGCCACCGGCAGCGACAUAAGGUCUCUUUAGAUACCGCCGCCUCCGCGGCCACUCCUUUAGACUCUGGACGUGCAGAGGCUGGGGGCGCUCUGCCUCCGCCUUAUAAAGAGCCCAAGGUUCAGGGCCGUCAGUGAAGCCCGGGAGGCGGGUCCCAGGCCUCCACCGCGUCAGGGGCGCCGGCGCCGCGACCCCACUUGUUGCGGCGGCGACCGCUGCGCCCCGGGACGCGCAAGUCUCCACUGAGCGCCGCGAGGAGGCGCGCACUGGGCGGUGCUGGGCGAUCCGUGGAUCGUCUCACGACGAGAUGGGACGCUAUUCAGGCAAGACGUGCCGGCUGAUCUUCAUGCUGGUGCUCACCUUCGCCUUCUUCGUGGCGGAGCUGGUCUCAGGCUACCUGGGCAAUUCCAUCGCCCUGCUCUCGGAUUCCUUCAACAUGCUCUCGGACUUGAUCUCACUGUGCGUGGGGCUGAGCGCCGGCUACAUCGCCCGGCGUCCCACCCGGGGCUUCCGAGCCACCUAUGGCUACGCCCGCGCCGAGGUGGUGGGCGCGCUGAGCAACGCCGUCUUCCUCACCGCGCUGUGCUUCACCAUCUUCGUGGAGGCCGUGCUGCGCCUGGCCCGGCCGGAGCGCAUUGAUGACCCGGAGUUGGUGCUCAUCGUCGGCGCCCUGGGACUGGCAGUCAACGUGGUGGGGCUGCUCGUCUUCCAGGACUGCGCCGCCUGGUUCGCCAGCUGUAGCCGGGGCCAACGCCAGCAGCAGCAACAGCUGGCCGGUGGCGGGGUCCGCGGCGCUUUCGGGGGCCCCCAGGGCGCCGAGGGUCGGCAGCCAGUCGCGACCUGGGCAGUCCCCAGCUCGGAAUCGGCUGUGACUCUCCGGGUGGCUCCCGCUGAAAGGAAGGAGGCGAAGGGGGCGACCGUGUUCUCAAACGUAGCAGGUGAUUCCUUGAACACCCAGAAUGAGCCUGAAGAGACUGUGAGAAAGGAGAAAAAGUCUGAAGCCUUGAAUAUCAGAGGUGUACUUUUGCAUGUGAUGGGCGAUGCCCUGGGGUCAGUGGUUGUGGUGGUCGCAGCCAUCAUAUUCUAUGUGCUUCCUCUGAAACCUGAGGACCCGUGUAACUGGCAGUGCUACAUUGACCCCAGCCUCACUGUCAUCAUGGUCAUCAUCAUUUUGUCAUCUGCCUUUCCACUCAUCAGAGAGACUGCAGCCAUUCUGCUACAGAUGGUCCCCAAGGGAGUCAACAUGGAAGAGCUGAUGAGCAGACUUUCUAGUGUGCCUGGAAUUAGCAGUGUACAUGAAGUGCACAUCUGGGAACUUAUAAGUGGAAAGAUCAUUGCCACCCUGCACAUCAAGUAUCCAAAGGAUGGGGGCUAUCAGGAUGCCAGUAUAAAAAUUCGAGAAAUCUUCCACAAUGCAGGAAUCCACAAUGUGACCAUCCAGUUUGAAAAUGUGGACUGGAAGGAAUCCCAGGAGCAGAAGGACCUGCUCUUCCUCUGCAGCUCACCCUGCAUCUCUAGGGGCUGUGCGAAGCAGCUGUGCUGUCCCCCCGGAGCACUGCCCCUGGCCCAUGUCAAUGGCUGUGCUGAGCACAAUGACUCUUCCACUCUAGAUAUAAACCAAAGUGAUGGCCUCAGCAGAAGAGACAUCAUGGAAGUGGCUAUUGAAGUGUCUUUGGAUGGCUGUCUGAGUAACCACAGACACGCGCUUAAAAAUACUCAAGAGGACCAACAUUAUGUAAACAGCACACAUUUUUAACCUGGUACCUACAUAAGCAGACUGGACAAUUGAUUAACUUGGCCAUCAUCUUGGCUUAUGGAACGAGCUUUGUGGACUGUAGGCACUGACCAAACUCGCAGUGUGCACUCUCUGUGUUCAGUAAGGGGUUGGCUAUUUGGGAUUUUAAUUUAACUUGUUUGUAUAAUUUUUAUAUGAUGGAUAACACCUUAGCAUCACCCUGGGCAUCUAAUGUGGGUCUUCAACAAUUUAGUUUGAGCAUUCAUUUUCUAAAGCACACUGCACUAGUGUAUAGAUCAGGAACACUGAAGGCUGGGACUCAAUGACUGUGCACAGAGGAUUUAAAGUACUUUGUUUUCUUAACUGAUUAGAGCUUCUAACUGGCUCUCAGGUGAGCCCAGAACCUAAGUACAUAAAGAAACUUUAAAAUCCAUGAUAGCUUUAUUUUCCUAUUCCCUUGGAAGAUCAUUUAUAGAGGAAUGUUAGGUAUUCUUGUCACUGCAGACACUUUUUUUUUGUCUUUUGACUCAUUUUGAAUACAUGUAAAAUGCAUACCUACUAGGGUAGAAAAUGUUUUCACAACAUUAGAAGAGGUAGAUUUUGGUGGGGUAUCCAAAAGAAAGUGCUUUUGGAUUGUCUUCAUUUUGAGAGGUGGAGAGAAAAACUAAUGUUUACUUUCUGCUGUGAAAUGAAUUACAGCUGUAGGUUGUUCAAAUGUUUAAAUAGAUAAUAUUCAAUUAUUUCACUUGGAAGUGUGGGAAUAGUUCUUCAUUCUCAAGUAUGACACAAGUAUUUAAAUGACUGUCUUUUAGAGUCAGUCCCAUUGAAACUGUUUUCCUUUAUUGCUUUACUAAUGAUUUACUUAUUUGUCUAAUUUCCUUUGAGGCUUCUUCAGUAGGAUUAUAUUGAUCUAUAGCAUUUACCAAGAGAAAAUAAGCAUUUGUGGGAUAGAAGAAUAUAUACAUUGAGUAUUCAUUCCUGCCAAAUAAAUAAGCUAGAUUGCCUUUUCUUUAAUUAGUUUUGUUUAAACGUAUGUAUUAUAGCUACCAACUAACAACUUGACGGAAAAGUCUAUGUCCAAGGGGAGAAAUGAGUAUUUAUUUAAUUGCUGCUUUUAAUGUAUUUUGAGGAGCUUAGAAUUUUCUUUUACAUCUGUGACCCAUAUUACCAAGUUCAAAUAUGCUUCUUAGAAUCUGAUUCAGACCUAUCACCCAUCUACAUUAGUACUGAUAGAAGUAUCUAUUAUGUUUCUAACAGAUUGUUUAGUCAUCAGUAUUUUAAUCAAAAAAGUCUUGAAAUAAGUAUGAGGGCCUGGGAGGUGCCUUACUACAACACUAGUAUCUUCUUUCAUGGGUUGGCUGGAGGUUUGGGUCCUUUUUAGAAUCUGCACAGGACUCACAAGAAAUUUGAAUUGGUAAAAGAAAUAGCACCCACAUCUUUCAGAACCAUCACCUUUUUAAAAAGCGUCCGUCUUAAAUUCUAAGGCUAAAAGAAGUAGGCGGCUGUGAUCAAUAGAAUAGGAAAAUUUUGACUCCUUGAAAAUUUAUUAUCUGAGUUUAAAUUGGUCAUGAAUCAGGUAAACAGAAAAAAAAUGCCUAAAUAUGUUUUUACACCUAGGAGUUUAUCAGGCCACAUUAUAGGCACUUUAUAAUUAAAAAGGGUGUAAAAUGUAAGACAACACUUACGUUUUAGGUAAAGGUGUGGCAUGUACUCAUAGAAACCAGGGGAUUCUCUAUGAAUCUCACCAUGGUGAUAUGCAGGGCCAAGUUCUUGACGUAAGUGUUGAUUGAGAUGGCUAACCCCGGAGCCAGUGAAGAGCUUUUCUCUCAUUUCCGAAUUUGAAAAUCUAAUUUGAUUUCACAUCAUUAUGUCUUUAUUAAAAAGGAAAAGUUCUAAUUUCAUAGUUUUCAUGCAUCUGGCUAAAGGAAUGCAUAUUAGUUUGCAUCCAAAUAAUGUUCUUUAAUUAAUCUCAAAGUAUUUUUCUGGAAAGGAAAAAGCAUUUAAUUCCAAUAUGAUUAAAUCUAACUUCAGAAAAGUAUUUCCCAUAUACACUUGUGAACAUACCAAAUUAUGGAGUAGUUAGUGUGAAAUGACACCUUUUAAAAGACAGAUUAGCUGAGUGUGUUUAAUAAGGCCCAAACAGGCCAAUUAACAACAAUCUUUUUAUAUUGAGUUAGGUGUUCAAUUUGCUACCCCAGGCACUGUGAUGCAUGCAAAGUCUGUGUGGUAUUUUGACUUGGGUUUUACUCUCCUUUGAGUUGUCCUGCCUUUUAAGUCUUGAAAGGAAAUGCAAGAGUUUUUCUUGUUUCCUUCAAAUCAGCCCUGCUCAGUGGCUUUGGUACCUGAUGAACAGUAGAUUUGCAACACUUCUAUUUUUCUUGGAGAUUAGAAAAAUACUGCCACCCAGUUUGGUAUUUUGGAAUUCUUUAGGUUAAUUUCAGAAAAUUUCCUCUUUUUUGUUUCUCACAAAAUAGAAAAUAAUUUUUAAGAAGCCUGUGGGAACCUCUGUGUGUUAGGUCAGGAUCAGUUUGUCUGCAUGCUAAACUAAGGUAGCUCAGGGGAAAAAGGCCUUACCACUGCUCUUUGAAAUUCCCAUCUACCCUCUAGUACUUUUUCUAUUUCUAUAGAAAGAGUGCUUUCCACACUAUUUCAGCACCAGCUAUUGGAAGUAGUAUGUCUGCCUUUAUCUUCUAAUUUUAAACUUUGUUUUUGAAAACAGAGUUUAAUUUUCCCUAUGAUAGUUGACCCUUGUGAACAUUCCAGAGAGCUACCAGGCUCCAUUGCUGACAAAAUAUCAAUAAAAUAGAGAGGCAUUAUUUGAGGAAGAAUUAGAAUAUUGCUUCAUAUUGAGUUAUAUUUCCCACCCCACAGAAUUAUCAAACUGUAGUGGGAGUAAAUCAGGAACUCUAAUUCAGUAGGAAUGGGUGUUUUGAAGAUCAGGGAAAUCAGUAAGGCAGAUUUUGGAUUUUAAUAAGGCAGCUGCCCUCUGAAGUAGUGGGAUCUUUCAUUAUGUUUAAGCCAGGGUUUCUCAUUCUCGGCAUUAGUGACAUUUUGAGCUGGAGAUUUCUCUGUUGAGGCGGCUGCCCUGUGCACUGAGGGGUGUUACGAGGCAGCCCUGGCCUCUACCCACUAGAUUCCAGUAGCACAUCCCUCUAGUUGUGACAAUUAAAAAUGUCCCCAGACGUUGCCAUUUGGGGACAAAAUUACCACAGUUCAGAACCACUGGCUUGAACUAAGUGUAGUUUAGGGAAGGUGUUGAGUAAAGUCCCUUCAGGGCCCAGUAAUCCAUUUAAUAUAGUCCAUUCUGCAAAAUGCAGUCUUUAAAAUACUUUUUAAAGGUCAGAUUGAGUUAUUAGUAAAGACUGAAGUUGCCUCUACUUAGGAACUUUGAACAUUUAAAGAAAAAAUAGAAUUAAAAAAAUCCUUACAAAUCUGAUUAUACAGAUGAAUAAUUCAAACAGUGAAUUAAAUGAACAAAAAAGCCUUUUCUCUCACUAUUCUGUGAUGAUUUCUUCAAUUCAUGAGUAUCCUAAAUUUGAUAAACCCACUACUAAAUGAGACUGGUUAAAAGUACCAUUGAUAAUUGGGGUUAAGUUAUUUAAUUCUCUUUUAUAUUUAAAAUUAUCAAUUUUAAACUUGAUACUUCUUUUUAAUGGUUCCUGAUAAACAGCUAAUGACAAGUUCAGAUGUUAAAACAAAAUAUUUAUUUAGGUUAAUUAAUCUUUUGCCAACUCAUUCAUUUUCUUCUAGUGGACAGAUAUACAUUUUCUGCUUUGAAAUAUACUUUAAAUAUAUAUCAUCACAUCUUUUGCAGUUAAGGACUGCAAAAAAGAUGGGUUUAAAAAAAAAGUGAGAAAACAUGACCUGACUUGGAUUUCAGAUUUAUUUUGGGUGGUUCUCACUGACUGCAGGCCUGCUGUAUGGUUCUAUCAUUCACCUGGUGCCCAGUCACCUAUUUGUGCUUCGUAAUGGAUUUGUAUGUGAGUAGCCACAGGUAGAACCAGGACAUUAGCUUCUCAAAUGGAACAUACAUCCUCAGUGCAAUCUAAAUGUUCUUAUGCAUUUGAAGAGUAGUUUAGCUAAUGCAGAUGUGUCAUUUUCUGGAGCUUCUCUUUUCAGGUGUUUUAUUGUGGACCUUUUUGUUUACAUGGAAUUUUCCUGAAUGUUGCUAGAUGGAUCAACUCUCUCCCCUUGGUACAAAGCCAGUCCAGUGACACUGAACCUGCUCUGAAUUCAAAUGGGAAGAGCCUAGAAAGGACAAUGAUUUUCAAAAGAGGGUGACCCCUUCCUGGAGGUCUGGUGUUAUGUUACAGUAUUAUGGAGUUUUGUUGCUUAACGUUUUCUUUCUGUUCUCACAGACAAUUUUGCCAAAAUAUAAUCAUCACAUUUGGGGGAAUUAUUAAAGUUCUAAGAUACAAAAUUUAUAGAACUCUUUGCUGAUUGCAUGUGAAACCUCCCAAAAUGUAUGCACACAUGCUUUUCUUUAAAAGUGAAAGAUAUCCAAUGGUGCUGUAAAUAAACUAUUUUUCGAAAACAAAAA